AUGGAUGGCACAAUCUUCAUCUCUCAAAGCAAGUAUGCCAAGAGUAUAUUAAAGAAGUUUGGCAUGGAAAAUGCUAGUUGUAAAAGGACACAUGCACCAACUCACUUGAAACUGACUAAAGAUGAAAAAGGUGUAAAUAUGGAUCAAAGUCUAUACAAGAGUUUGAUUGGUAGUUUGCUGUAUCUUACAGCUAGAAGACCUAACAUUGCAUUUGCAGUAGGAACUUGUGCUAGAUAUCAAUCUGAACCCAAAAUGCAUCAUAUUACUCAAGUAAAAAGGAUCCUGAAGUACAUAAAUGGAACUAGUGACUAUGGAAUGCUGUAUUCUCAUAAUGCAAACUCCUUGCUUACAGGAUAUUGUGAUGCAUAUUAG
Molecule: messenger RNA, 372 nt
Organism: Lathyrus oleraceus (garden pea)
Lineage: Eukaryota; Viridiplantae; Streptophyta; Magnoliopsida; Fabales; Fabaceae
Exons: 1
Coding region: 1-372 (123 amino acids)
Source: RefSeq, a predicted model, not a curated record